Prunus armeniaca (apricot) is the source of this 393-nucleotide messenger RNA. Lineage: Eukaryota; Viridiplantae; Streptophyta; Magnoliopsida; Rosales; Rosaceae. The record is from the annotation of a GenBank genome assembly.
AUGGCCACUCUAAGAUCAAACCGCAUAAAGAAGCAACUUUUCGAGGAUGACAUGGGAGAUGUGAUGAAAACUGAUGUGGUUGCUCUCCAAGUUGGUCCUUUCAACUUUAGACCAUUUCCUUUUCUAGUUAUUCAACAAUCUAAUGUUGACGAGGAAGCUGAGGUGAACAAUUAUUUCGUUGGCAGUUUGCUUCACCCUGAUGUUUAUGACCUUCCACCUAUAGGUCCUAACAUACUGUCCUCGUCAUCAAAUAACCAUGGGAUUGUUGACGGAAACUAUGAAGGCUAUAAAACUCCAAUUUGUAGCCCCGAGUCCUUGAAAAUCAUCUCUAAUUACAAUCCCGGUUAUUCAUAUCAAUAUGGUUCUAUUGAGAUGUGCAAUGACAUGGCUUAG